AUGGCGGAUUUGAUACCGUUUUAUCUCAACAUUGUGGCGUUUCUAUGUACUGUUGGAGCCAUUGGUUUGGCUAUAUUCCACAUUUACAGACAUCUCUUGAAUUACACGGAGCCAACUUAUCAGAGAUACAUUGUACGCAUCGUCUUCAUGGUCCCGGUUUAUGCGUUCAUGUCAUUCUUGUCUCUUGUGCUUCCUACAAGCUCCAUAUACUUUGAUUCCAUACGAGAAGUUUAUGAAGCAUGGGUCAUUUACAAUUUCUUAUCACUGUGUUUGGCUUGGGUUGGAGGUCCAGGAGCAGUGGUUCUUAGCUUAAGUGGUCGCUCUCUACAACCAUCAUGGUGUCUCAUGACUUGUUGCUUCCCUCCAUUGUCUUUAGACGGGCGUUUUAUUAGAAGAUGCAAGCAAGGUUGUUUGCAAUUUGUGAUUCUAAAGCCGAUUCUAGUGGCUGUCACACUUGUGCUUUAUGCAAAAGGGAAGUACAAGGAUGGAAAUUUUAACCCUGAUCAAGCGUAUCUCUAUCUUACCAUCAUCUAUACCAUAUCCUACACAGUGGCUUUGUACGCACUUGUGCUGUUUUACAUGGCGUGCAGAGAUCUACUUCAGCCGUUUAAUCCGGUCCCAAAGUUUGUGAUCAUUAAGUCUGUGGUCUUUCUAACUUAUUGGCAGGGUGUUCUAGUGUUUCUUGCGGCAAAAUCUGGAUUCAUACAGACCGCAGAGGAAGCAGCUCAUUUCCAAAACUUUAUUAUAUGUGUUGAGAUGCUUAUAGCUGCAGCAUGCCAUUUCUAUGCUUUUCCAUACAAGGAGUAUGCAGGUGCAAACGUUGGUGGAUCUGGCAGUUUCUCAGGGAGCCUAUCACAUGCUGUAAAACUAAAUGACUUUUACCAUGACACUGUUCACCAGUUUGCUCCUACUUAUCACGAUUACGUGCUCUACAAUCAUAACGAGGGUGGUGAAGAAGGGACAAAGAAGUACAGGUCGAGAACGUUUGUGCCAACUGGUCAAGAGAUGGAUGCAAUGAGAAAGAACAAACCUGUGUUUGCAAACAAGAUAGAUGGUGUUUCAGUUUCAAGUAGUUUAUCUUCAAAUGCAAGCUCACCGAAAAGCUCCAGUGUAACAUCUGAUCCUGCACGCUCUGAAGCUAUGAAGUCUUCUUUACUUGUUGACGCCUCGGAUUCUCUAGAUACAAUGUAUGAUAUGACGCUCAUUGACAUUGAUAUAUCUAGUUUCCCCAGCAAUGUCCCCUCAGCAAAUGAAAGUGGGACUAGAUAGGAGUAAGAGGUGUAGAAAGCACCAUUGAAAUGUACAAAACAUGCUCCUAAUAGCUGGAUUCAGGUGUGUAGGAGACUUGAGGAUAAUAUGAAAGAGGUUCUAAACCAGUUUGCCUGUUAACUCUUUGUAGCCUUAUAUGAUGAGUCUUCUACUGGCAUUUCUCUCUUGCAGCAUGUUUCUUGUUCUUGCCUGGUUUAUAGAUACAAUAGGAUAUGAAUGGUUUAGCAGCCAGAAACGUUCUUCGUAUACAUGUAACUAGAUGAGUUGCAGAGUCUUGAGAAGUUUUACAAUUUGUCUUCUUGACGUUUGAGAGCCUAUUAAAGCCUUAUGUGGUUACAAGAACUGCAAAACUUUCAUAAGAUUUGAGGAUUUGUGGCUUUUAAUAAACACAAAGCAGGAAUAUAGCCAUGUGCGUU
Eruca vesicaria subsp. sativa (arugula) is the source of this 1685-nucleotide messenger RNA. NCBI's taxonomy places the organism in Eukaryota, Viridiplantae, Streptophyta, Magnoliopsida, Brassicales, Brassicaceae. The record is from the annotation of a GenBank genome assembly.